AACAUUUAAAAUAGCCAUCACUGGUUACGCAUGUGUGUUUGGGGAGAAUAAGCCGUAGAAGAAUGGUAUUUACCGAAUAUUAAAAUUAAUUUUAAAUUGAAGACAAUGUAAUCUCUUUUUAAAUAAACCGUUAGUAUAAGAAAACAGACCUUACUUCCGGCCUGAGCGUGAUUUUCGAAAUAAAUCUCUGAUUGUUACGUAUGCUACAGGAACAUGCGUCAGUUAAACAGUCGUUUUCAGCCUUUUAAUUCAAACGGCGCUGCAGCUAUUAUUUUUUCUGUAUAUUAUAUCGUCUGGUCUUCUGAGGUUAAUGGGUUUAAUUUUUUUUUAUACCUAUGCUAGCAUUGAUACAUGCAAUACAACAAUUGUAUAAACAUCACGCUCACAAAAGUAAACGUAUAUAUUUUUUAUUAAUGGUUGCACACUGCAAUAUUUAGCUGUUCAGUCCAAACUGAUGGCUUGGAAAUAUGAGAGGUUUUAUGGACGAGAUGAAGGUUGGCGCAACGAUGGAGGAGUUAAGAGAAUUAGCCAUGCCCUGCCAAUACCAAUAAAAAGCCCCUUCACAAAUUAUUCUCCUCAACCCAUUGACAUUCAUACAGCCAAAGUUACAGGCAAAGAUGGCUGGCCCUCCUACCAAAUCAGAAUGUCUAAGAGUGAAACAGAAGAGAUGAUAGAAAUUGAGAUUGACGAACGGGAGAAACAGGCGUGUCUGGAGGAGGGCAUUGAAGAGCAAACGAUUACUUCAUCAGACUUGAUCCAGCAAGACAUUGACAUCAAUGAACCUGUGGGAAAUUUGAAGAAGCUUUUGGAGCCUCGUGUCCAAAUAUCGUUGGAUGCGUAUGAGAUCUGCUUGCAGGACAUACAGCUUCAUCCUGAUCACAGCCUUUUUGAUCAGGGCGUAAAAACAGACGGCACGGUGCAACUCAGCCUGCAGAUCAUAGCCAAACCAGGUGAGGAAAAGCUGAACAUUUUGGAGAUAGUGAAGCCAGUAGAAACAGUAGAAGUGGUGAUUGAUCCGGACGCAGCGGGAGAAGAGGGCACUCUGGUGGAGGAAGGACAGCUGAUUGCUGUGGACAGGUCUGGUCUCUCUGAUGAGACUUCUGAACAGGUCACACGAUGGGCGGCCGCACUGGAGGGCUACCGCAAAGAGCAGGUUCGCCUGGGGAUACCAUACGACCCCGUGCUGUGGACGGCUGAUCAGGUAAUCCACUGGGCUGUGUGGGUAAUGAAGGAGUUCAACAUUGAUGAGAUGGAGAUAGGCAGCAUUCACAUCCAAGGAAAAGACCUCUGUUCGUUCAGCCAGGAGGAGUUCCUUCAGAAAGUACCUAAUGGAGAGAUUCUCUGGAGUCAUCUGGAACUCCUGCGCAAAUAUGUGUUGGCGAGUCAGGAUCAGUCUGGAGGAGACGCUACAGUCACAAUUGACCAGCCUGUGCAGAUCAUACCAGCUCAGGUGAACACGCCCACAGCCAUUAAGGUGUUGAAGCAGAGCCGAGGCCCCAGAACGCCACGAAUCUCAGGAGGAGAGGAGCGCAGCUCGCCUGGAAACCGCACAGGUAACAAUGGUCAGAUUCAACUGUGGCAGUUCUUGCUGGAGCUACUGACGGACAAGGAUGCAAGAGACUGCAUCUCCUGGGUGGGUGAGGAGGGUGAGUUCAAGCUCAACCAGCCCGAACUGGUGGCUCAGAAAUGGGGCCAGCGUAAAAACAAGCCCACCAUGAACUACGAGAAACUCAGCAGAGCUCUCAGGUAUUACUAUGACGGAGACAUGAUCAGCAAAGUGCAGGGCAAGCGCUUCGUCUAUAAGUUUGUGUGUGACCUGAGAACUCUGAUUGGCUACAGUGCAGCCGAGCUCAACACCCUGGUGACAGAGUGCGAGCAGAAGAAAAUGGCUCGCAUGCAGAUUCACGGCAUCAGCCAGCCCCUCACCACGGUGACCCUGGCCACUUCACUAGAAAAGGACAGUUGAAGUAACCAGGCCGUCUGGAAAUAAGACCGACUCCUCUUUUCUUUUUCUCUAAUUUUAGUUCAAGCACAAAAACGCAAGGAUUAACAUCUUUUACUACUUUACACUUUAGUCCAGUUAGACUAAAGGAAGGUGAAGGUGUUUUUUUUUCCUUCUUUUUGCUUCAACUAUAGACAAGUGCGUGCAGGAUGAGCUGCAGUAUUUUGCAGCAAAAUCUGAUAUAAUGCUGUUGUGCAUGUGACUGAAUGCUUGAACGUGUGACUGAAAAGCUUUGUAACGUGUCCCUCGUCUGUAGUUCAGAUAACAACCCCCCAACUACACUGUAUAUACUGGUACUUAAUGUUUUUGAUAGCCAUAAGGGCAAGUGUAUUUUCAUAUUUUUCCAUUUAUAAGAGAAUCUGUUUUUGUAUUUUAUUUAGUGGCCGUCCCCUUAUAAGGCUGGACCCUUUUGUCCACUAGGGGGAAAUAAAGCAGCAAGCAUUUUUCAUAA
This is a messenger RNA of Cynoglossus semilaevis (tongue sole), 2453 nucleotides long. RefSeq names its product GA binding protein transcription factor subunit alpha (gene gabpa). The record is from RefSeq and is a predicted model, not a curated record. Gene Ontology annotation, molecular function: DNA-binding transcription factor activity, RNA polymerase II-specific; sequence-specific DNA binding. Gene Ontology annotation, biological process: cell differentiation; regulation of transcription by RNA polymerase II. NCBI's taxonomy places the organism in Eukaryota, Metazoa, Chordata, Actinopteri, Pleuronectiformes, Cynoglossidae. Gene Ontology annotation, cellular component: nucleus. The transcript is spliced from 11 exons. Bases 455 to 1966 code for a protein of 503 amino acids.